Nymphaea colorata (pocket water lily) is the source of this 3839-nucleotide messenger RNA. Its product is annotated as kinesin-like protein KIN-7K, chloroplastic. Gene Ontology annotation, biological process: microtubule-based movement. The record is from RefSeq and is a predicted model, not a curated record. Lineage: Eukaryota; Viridiplantae; Streptophyta; Magnoliopsida; Nymphaeales; Nymphaeaceae. Gene Ontology annotation, molecular function: microtubule motor activity; ATP binding; microtubule binding.
UCUCUCGUCCAUUUAUUCCUUCCUUUCUCUUUAUCGGAGGGAAGGAGGGGAGGCCAUGUGAGAGUGAGUGCGGCGUAUCGUGCAAGCAACCGAGCCGGGCGAGGGAGGGAAGGGGGCGGGCAGGGGGAGAGAAAGAGAGGCAAAGACGGAUAGAGGAAGGACAAGGAGGGAAGGAGGAUCCAUGGCGGCCUCUUCCUCGAGGGCGAGGAGCAGCUCUCCUUUCGGAUCCAGGAAGCCUUCCUACUCCUACUCGUCGUCGUCCUCCUCCUCCUCAUCGCUCAUGAACGGGAGGCUCAUUCCUCGGUCCUGCGCCACCUCCGCCAACUCUCACUUCUUCGGCGGCAGAUCCGUUACGCCCAGCCGGGGAGAAGCGUACGUACCCACCCCGCCGCCCGUGGGGUUCAUUUCGCCAUCGGACGCCCUCGUUGCCGAGCCGCUGGAGGCGGCGAAGUCGGGCGAUAGCAUAGCGGUGACGGUGAGGUUUCGGCCUCUGAGCGAGCGGGAGUUUCAGCGGGGGGAUGAGGUCGCUUGGUUCGCCGAUGGAGAUAAGAUCGUGCGGAAUGAGUAUAAUCCGGCGACUGCUUAUGCUUUUGAUAAAGUGUUUGGACCUUCAACGAAUUCUAAGGAAGUUUAUGAUGUAGCUGCUAGGCCAGUGGUUAAGGCUGCUAUGGAAGGUGUAAAUGGGACAGUGUUUGCCUAUGGUGUCACAAGUAGUGGAAAGACACACACAAUGCAUGGUGACCAAAACUCUCCAGGAAUUAUACCGCUGGCAAUCAAGGAUGUCUUUAGUAUUAUCCAAGAUACACCAGGAAGAGAGUUUUUGCUUCGGGUUUCGUAUCUUGAAAUAUAUAAUGAGGUUAUCAAUGACUUACUUGAUCCUACGGGGCAAAACUUAAGGGUCAGAGAGGAUGCUCAGGGUACGUAUGUUGAAGGAAUAAAAGAGGAAGUUGUUUUAUCUCCCGGUCAUGUGCUUUCCUUCAUUGCUGCUGGUGAAGAGCACCGCCAUGUGGGUUCAAACAAUUUUAACUUACUGAGUAGCCGGAGUCACACGAUUUUUACUCUGAUGAUUGAGAGUAGUGCCCAUGGUGAUGAGUAUGAUGGCGUUAUUUUCUCUCAGCUUAAUUUGAUUGAUUUAGCUGGUUCUGAGAGCUCCAAGACAGAGACAACAGGACUCCGCAGAAAGGAAGGAUCCUACAUAAACAAAAGUUUGUUGACACUUGGGACGGUAAUUGGAAAACUUAGCGAGGGAAAGGCUUCCCACAUUCCUUAUCGUGAUUCCAAGCUUACACGUCUUCUACAGUCAUCUCUGAGUGGCCAUGGGCAUGUGUCGCUCAUUUGCACUGUUACCCCUGCAUCAAGUAACAUGGAGGAGACACAUAAUACCCUGAAAUUUGCUAGCAGGGCAAAAAGGGUUGAAAUUUAUGCUUCUCGAAAUCGGAUCAUCGAUGAGAAGUCACUUAUUAAGAAAUACCAAAAAGAAAUUUCUUCUCUUAAGACAGAACUUGAGCAGCUUCGAAGGGGCAUGCUUGUUGGUGUUAGUCAUGAUGAGAUAUUGAGCUUGAGACAACAGUUGGAAGAGGGUCAAGUUAAGAUGCAGUCACGUUUGGAGGAGGAAGAGGAGGCUAAAGCAGCUCUGAUGAGCAGGAUUCAACGUCUAACAAAACUUAUUCUUGUUUCAACUAAAAACUCAAUUCCAGGCCUAAGUGAUACUUCUGGACACCAACGCCGUCACUCUUUUGGAGAAGAUGAUAAGCUGGAUGUGUUACGUGAAAAUGCUCCAUUACUUCUUGAAGGUGACAUCUCCCAAAAGGACUUGCCAUCUUCAGGUGCUUUUGGUCUUCCUGAUCCAGUUGGUGAGUUCAAGAAUCGGCGAUCUUUAAGCAGGUGGAAUGAUGAUCAGUUAUCUAUUGCCAGUUCAAUUACUGAAUCAAAUCAAGCUGGUGAAAUUUUUAGUGGAUCUGUCAAUGGUUCCAGACCUUCAGCUUCGAUGUCUACUGCCGAUCAGAUGGAUUUGCUGGUUGAACAAGUCAAGAUGCUUGCUGGGGAGGUUGCACUCAGUACGAGUACCCUGAAGCGUUUGGUUGAGCAAUCUGUCAAUGAUCCAGAUGGUGCCCAGAUUCAGUCACAAAUACAAAAGUUGGAGGGGGAAAUCCAGGAGAAACGACGUCAAAUGAGGAUCCUUGAGCAGCGCAUCACCGAAAGUAGUGAAGCUUCAAUGGCAAAUGCAUCACUUGUGGACUUGCAGCAGACGGUCACCAGAUUGAUGACUCAGUGCAAUGAAAAGGCCUUUGAGUUGGAGAUUAAAUCAGCUGAUAAUCGUGUUCUCCAGGAGCAACUUCUUCAAAAGUGUUCAGAGAACAAUGAUCUGCAAGAAAAAGUUGUUCGUCUACAGAAGGAGCUGGAUGCGGCAUUGGACGGUAGAGCAUCAUUAUCCACUGAACGAGGUUCCGCAGAGUCAUCUGUGGAGGAUCUCAAGAAGCAACUUCAAGUUCAGGAAAUUGAGCUUGAUAAGUUGAAGGAAGAAAAGAUGCAGCUAAUUGAGAAAACCAAUGCUUUGCAUGCUCAAAAUCAGAAACUUGGAGAGGAAGCAUCAUAUGCAAAGGAACUAGCAUCUUCUGCUGCUGUUGAGUUAAAAAAUCUUGCUGGUGAAGUCACUAAGCUUUCUUUACUGAACGCUAGACAGGCAAAAGAACUUCUUGCUGCUCAAGAUAUGGCAUACUCUAGGGGAUCGAACAUCCAAACCUGUAAUGGUGGCUUCCGGAAAUAUUCUGAGAGCAAGAUAGAUGGAAAUAAAAAUGGGCGAAGAGGCAGGUUGAGUUACAGGGGCAAUGAAAAUCAAAACUUUGCCUUUGAUGAUGUAGAUUACUGGAACCUUGACGUUGAUGAUAUGAAGAAAGAAUUGCAAGCGAGGAAACAGAGGGAAGCUGCUCUUGAGGCAGCUUUGGCUGAAAGAGAGGGUGCAGAAGAAGAGUACAGAAGAAAAUAUGAUGAAGCUAAAAAGAGAGAAGCAGAGUUAGAAAAUGAGCUUGCUGGCAUGUGGGUACUUGUUGCUAAGCUUAAAAGGGAUGGAGCAGUCACUUCUGAACUAAGUGGUCAGAGAACCAAUCACGGAGUGGACUUUGACGUGGAUCUGAAAGCACAUGACAGAGAGACAAAUGACCAUGUUGUUAAAGAGACUCACCGAUUGGAUGAGACAAUAAAACCACUUGUGGAUGAAAGAAAUAGAGGUGCUGAAUUAGAAGCUCUUGUUGCUCGCUUGAAGGCUCGGGUGCAAGAAAAGGUGAAAGAGAAAAUUGAAGUGAAAGAUGAAGUUGUUGAUGGCAGAGACACUAACUCUCAUGUUUGUAAAGUUUGUUUUGAAGCCCCAACUGCUGCAAUCCUUCUCCCUUGCCGCCAUUUUUGUUUGUGUAAGCCUUGCUCCCUUGCCUGUUUGGAGUGUCCUCUUUGCCGAACAAAGAUAGAUGACAGAAUCAUUGCAUUCACUUCAUAGACAUCCCAUUUUUGCCAUGCCUUCAGCUAAGGGGGCAAUUCUGGUUCAAGGUGAAAAAGAUACGUAUUCGCUUGUAAGUUUAUGUGUAGAUGUUAUUCUUUUAUUUGUCCUGUGUAAGUAAUUGCUUGUUUUAUACACACCUCCGGAAGGAUGUAGCCUUUGGUGUGAAAAGCGAAAGAAUUCACCCAAGUUGGUGCUUCCUAUUUUGUAAUAGAGGAAAAUGUUUGUACUUGUUUCUUUUUUAGAGUCCAGCUGUUGUGUAUAAAGAAAAGGAUAUAAUAGUUGCUCGAUUUAUCAAUUCAAUAUUCUAUCAGCUGGCUUUUUAUUAGUCCGAGCUGAUUUAAACCAA